Molecule: messenger RNA, 935 nt
Organism: Centruroides sculpturatus (bark scorpion)
Lineage: Eukaryota; Metazoa; Arthropoda; Arachnida; Scorpiones; Buthidae
Exons: 7
Coding region: 38-910 (290 amino acids)
Source: RefSeq, a predicted model, not a curated record
UUUUAUUGUCACAUGGUAUUGUUGAUAACUUUUCAAUAUGCCGAUAAAAAAUAAUAACAAAAACAGUGAAAGAUCGAAAGAAGACAUUUUUGAGGAGCAAGAUAAACAAAUUAUUAAAACUACUGAAGAAACCAUUAACAGUAAUUCGAAAGAUCAAAGAAAAUGUUCUCAAAAGUUUAAAGAGGAGCAAAUAACUGGAAGCCUCAAUGAGAUAGUAGUUAAAGAAGAAUCUAAAUUUCAAACACCUGAAGCAAUUACUUCAAUUAAACAAGAUGCUGAACUUUCUAAAAAAGCGAAACACAAAAAGAUGAAUGGAAAAAAGAAACGAGAAUAUCAUGCUACAAUUCUUUUAGGAUAUCAGGAAUCGCUUAUUCCUCAAGAUCUGAAACAGCAAAUCGAAUCUGAUAAAAUGUUCGAAGUUAUGAAAGCUGUAAAUAAAAUUAUGUUCAAGAUUGUUUCGUACUUAUUAGUUUUGUCAUUCUUCAUCGUAAUUCCAUUCUUGAUGGUUUCAUUCGGUGUAACGUACUUAACAGAAUGUCCAGCUCAGAAUAAGGUGCCAAUAUUUUUGAUAAUUGGGGGUAUAGGAAUUUUCAUCGAGACCAUACUUUUUGCCACUAUUCGAUUUGUAGAAAAUUUUAAGAAAAGGAAGACAUAUUUAAAGAUUCCUCUUAUAACACUACUCAUAUUUUUGUUGUCUUGGUUUAUUUUAGGUUGCGUGUGGGUGUACGAAAUGUAUCCACCCGUUUACGACGAUAAAUACGAUCAGCAAUAUUGCAGCAAGAAACUCUACCUAUUUACAUUUUGGAUGAUUAAUUCGGUGUUUAUUUCGGCGAUUGUUUACAUCGGUUUAGUUUGCUUUGUCACUACUAUUAUAAUGAUAUUUGUUCAUAAAAAAGAAAUUAUUUCAUAAUCUGUUACUGAUUUAUCUCAUUUUG